AUGUCAGGACCCAAAGCCUCGUCUUCGACCGCCGGCUUCUUCCAGGCCUUGCCGGUCGUACCACCGCAGUACAAUGCAUCUUCGACCAAUCAAGUCAAGCACGAUCUUUCAGACGAUACUGUCUUCUCACGAAUACUUUCCAUUUACCUUCCCCGGCCACUCCCCAAUCAUGUCAGCACUCAGCUCCACAACUUUUCCAGACUUGUCCUCGCCCCUUCCACACUACAACAAACGGUCGAUUGUGACACGGACCUACCUACUUUGAGCCCUUUGACCACGUUUGGCGAGGAGAACAAAGUUUCUCCGCUACGGACGAGUGAGGGAUGGCGGGCACUGAAACGGAUUGAGACGGAGGCAGGCGUGGUCGGUAACGGCUAUCCACAAUCGAGGUUUGAACAGAAGUUCAAUCGAAGAACCCAUCAAUUCUCGACUCUACAUCUAUGGCAUGGUUCCGCCGCCGUCGCGACAUGCCCCAUGGCUAUGACGGACGGGGCGGCGGUCCUCCUUCGACGCCAUCUCAAUGACCCUGAUGGUGACCAACCCGGCCGAGGGAAGGUCUUUUCCGAGUCGUACCAGCGUCUCAUCUCGUUGGAUACCAAUUAUUCCUGGACAAGUGGACAGUGGAUGACCGAAAGGAGUGGAGGCAGCGAUGUGCGAGGCACGGAAACAGUGGCUCGACGGCUCACUCAAGUCGAAGUCCAACACGAUAUCAAAGCAGGGCGGGACACGGACGCCGUCGGCCUCCCACUAGGGCCGUGGUUGAUCGAUGGCUUCAAAUGGUUUUCGUCCGCCACAGAUGCCGAUAUGGCUGUUCUUCUGGCCCAGACGAGCACCGGGUUGAGUGCUUUCUACGCCCCACUGCGACGACGGACAGGGAAUCUCACAUCCACACCACCGGAGACACUCACCACCCAAACAGAUGACAACCGAACCGAGAUGAACGGCGUGAGGAUUCAACGAUUGAAAAACAAACUCGGCACCAAAGGCGUGCCCACGGCCGAGCUGGAGCUCAAGUCUAUGCGAGCCUACCUGAUCGGCAGCGAAGGCCAGGGCGUCAAGGAAAUCAGCUCGAUCCUCAACAUCACGCGCCUCCACACCGCCUCCGGCGCGAACGGCGCAUUGGCUCGCGGCCUCGCGGUCAGUCGCGCGUACACCAAGGUGCGCAAGGUGCGCGGGCAGGUCCUGUCCGCCAACCCGCAGCACCUGGCAUGGAUGGCUGGCGAGACGGUCAAGUACCGCGCCAACGCCCACUUGGUGGCGCUGAAUGUGGCGCUGCUCGGCGCGAGCGAGCAGGGCCAAGAAGCCGUCACCGGCACCCGAGCCGCAUCGGUCUUGAUCCCAGAAGGAAAAACCCAGAUCGAAAUGCUGCUCCGCCUGCUCACGCCGGUGAUGAAGGCCCAGGUGUCGCUGAACGGCGUGUCCGGUCUGCGGGCGUGCAUGGAAUCCCUCGGGGGCGUCGGAUACUGCGAGAACAACGAGGACGGGGGCGUGAUGAACAUCGCGCGACUGCUGCGGGACUGCAACGUCAACACCAUCUGGGAGGGCACCACGAGCGUCAUGGCCGAAGACGUGCUGAGAGUCCUGCUGGCGAAGCCCAAGAACCCGAGACCCAACAACGAAAAGAGCCCCCCACCAGGUCCCAGCGCCAUCCUCGCCAGCACGCUCGGAGCAUGGUCACGCACCGUGCUCGCGCACGUGGCCAAGCACGCUCUCCCCGCGCGCACAUUCCAGAACGAGAUCGAGAUCGUCGAGACGCGGUACCGCGCGCUGGACGAGUUGAUCCGCGAUCCCGGCGACGGCCAGGAACUGCACUGGCGCGGACGGGAGGUGCUCGAGGCCGUCGAGGCCGUCGCUUGCGCUUGCUUACUGCUCUUCGACGCCGCGGUCGAUCAGGACGAGGCAAGCGUUGCGGUUGCCCGCCGCUGGGUCAAGGGCUUCGUCGCAUUGCCGAGGGAUAGGCUUUACAAGGAGAAGAACUUCGACUGGCGUGGGGAGGUCAGGCUUGACAGGCUGAUCUUCCUUGGCGCUGGUGGAGAUCGUGCUGGUGAGUCCCUCGAUGGCUCUGUGGUGCAGUCGAAGCUGUGA
Molecule: messenger RNA, 2085 nt
Organism: Exophiala bonariae
Lineage: Eukaryota; Fungi; Ascomycota; Eurotiomycetes; Chaetothyriales; Herpotrichiellaceae
Exons: 1
Coding region: 1-2085 (694 amino acids)
Molecular function (GO): acyl-CoA dehydrogenase activity
Source: RefSeq, a predicted model, not a curated record